Schistosoma rodhaini is the source of this 234-nucleotide messenger RNA. NCBI's taxonomy places the organism in Eukaryota, Metazoa, Platyhelminthes, Trematoda, Strigeidida, Schistosomatidae. The record is from the annotation of a GenBank genome assembly.
AUGGAAGAAGUUUCCCUUAAACUCUUAGACGUUCUACCAACCAGUGUACUACUAAAUGUAUUCGAUGUUAAAUUAUUAGAUCAAUGUGUAAUAUGCAUGGAGAAGUAUUGUAUUGGAGAUGAAGUGAUACGACUUCCAUGUUUUCAUGCAUUUCAUGAACAUUGUUUUAUAGACUGGAUUUUAGAGUGUUUAGAAUGUCCAAUAUGUCGAUGGCCAGUUUUUGAAUUUGAGUAA